CUCAUCAUUGAUCGUGAGGAUUUGAUCUCCAGCAUCAUCAUGCCUGAACCAGCGAAGUCCGCGCCGAAGAAAGGCUCCAAGAAGGCCGUCACCAAGACCGCCGUCAAAGGAGGAAAGAAGCGCAGAAAGUCCAGGAAGGAGAGCUACGCCAUCUACGUGUACAAAGUGCUGAAGCAGGUUCAUCCUGACACCGGGAUCUCUUCGAAGGCGAUGGGCAUCAUGAACUCUUUCGUCAACGACAUCUUCGAGCGCAUCGCCGGUGAGUCGUCUCGUCUCGCUCACUACAACAAACGCUCCACCAUCACUUCCCGAGAGAUCCAGACCGCCGUGCGUCUGCUGCUGCCCGGGGAGCUGGCCAAACACGCCGUGUCCGAGGGCACCAAGGCCGUCACCAAGUACACCAGCUCCAAGUAGAGCUCCGCUGCAGCUCCACACACAAAGGCUCUUUUAAGAGCCACACAACUUCUCACUGAAAGGACAAGUGCUGUUUUAAGUUGAGUCUCACCUUAAAUGUAUAAUCUUAAGUUUAUUUUUGCCACUAUUAGGAUGAUUCUGAAUGGGAAGUUAAAAGACUUUCAGAGGUUGCAAGUACAUGUACAGAGAUUAACCUAUGAAAUAAUACAUGCAACAUUACAUAUAUAAUACAACAUCUUCUGAGAGCAUCUUUAGCAGUGCUAUGGUUUUGUUUGUUUUUUUGUGUGUGUGUGUCAGUUCCUCUCACUCCAAAUCCAAUCAUUUCAACAUUUGUGUUAACAUUUCAAGCCAAAACUGAGCUCUUGUUCUUGAAGACUUAAACCAGCUUUGCUGUGCACAGAUUCUGGAUCCUCCUCAGAUGAUGCAGUGAAAGCUCUUCGUGUUAACGGCAGCGAAGCUUCAUUACAGAGAUGUGAACUAACCAGAUCCCAUGCCAAGCUCCUCAAUCCCACAUUCUCACUCUUGGGAAUUAUUGCACAUAUUCAGCAGUACUUCACUGUGAAACGUUGAUUUAUCGCAACAGAACAUCUCCCCUCAACCUUCAAGUGUACCUGAUUUUAAAUGAUGAAAAACUUAAGGUCAUCGGCCAGCAGAGACUGUAGAGACUGAUUCAGGCGCUGAGUUUGUGGAGAAACACAGGACAAAGUUGAUCAAAAAGGUAUCUCUGGUGGAGCCCAUUGCAGACGAC
Molecule: messenger RNA, 1162 nt
Organism: Carassius auratus (goldfish)
Lineage: Eukaryota; Metazoa; Chordata; Actinopteri; Cypriniformes; Cyprinidae
Product: histone H2B-like
Exons: 2
Coding region: 40-414 (124 amino acids)
Cellular component (GO): nucleosome
Molecular function (GO): protein heterodimerization activity; DNA binding; structural constituent of chromatin
Source: RefSeq, a predicted model, not a curated record